AACGUAGGUUAUAAAAUAAAAUAAAAAAAUACACCGUGUCGUUGGACAUACAUAAUUAACGUCAAUUUGAUUGGUGAUCGAUUUUCGCGUCAAUGCCUAGUGUGACAAGGAUUGUUGGACCAUAAGCAUUAUAGAGUCACUGGUGGACGGUAGUUGUUGGCUGUUUACGUAUCGUGUCUUUGCCUUGUUGACAUUCGAUAGAAAACUCGAGCGUUGAUCGCCUGCUUCAACUACGACAACGUCUCUAAGGGAAAAGGAGACAAAAACGACGUCAUGGAGAGUGUAGCAUGGCACAGACCGCUGUCGGCGACGUCGCGGCAGGAGGAGGAGUUAAUGCAGAAGUCUGCGCGCGCGCUGGCCGCCGCCACCGACCCGCUGGAGAAACUGCGCCUGCUCUGCUUGUCGCGCGGCGCGUCUGGCAUACUGGGGCUUGGAAGGAUCUUCCGACGAAUGGAUGACGAUGGCAGCAAGCAGUUGAACCAGGAAGAGUUUAUCAAUGGGAUCAAGGAAACUGGACUAGAACUUAACCAUGCGGAUGCAGUGGAGCUGUUCAACAGGUUCGAUACAGACAAGAGUGGUUCCAUCAGCCUUGAUGAGUUCUUAAUACAGAUUCGUCCUCCCAUGUCGGAGUCUCGCAGGGCUAUCGUGGAGCAGGCGUUCAAGAAGCUGGACAAGACAGGAGACGGAGUCAUCACCGUCGAUGAUAUCCGAGGAGUCUACUCUGUUACUGCACAUCCCAGAUACAUGAGCGGUGAAGAGACAGCAGACUUGAUCCUGAACAAGUUCCUGGCAAACUUCGAGUCUGAAGGAUCAGUCGACGGCAAAGUUACUCUGGAGGAGUUCAUGAACUAUUACAGUGGGAUCAGCGUUUCAAUCGACAAUGAUUGUUACUUCGACCUGAUGAUGCGGCAGGCUUACAAGCUGUAAGGGAAUUAACAGACGCCUCGACUAAAGUACGGACACCACAACCCUGUACCCUUAAUACCAGUUUGCUUUACGUUUAAUGUAAUCGAAAGGAUACGGCGCUAUGAUUGGCCGGCUCGAAUAAAGCAACCAAUCAGAGUGUCGAACGCGCUCUCGUUUCGAUUACUUUAAACGUAAAACAAACUUGUACUAAGGUUACUGAUGUAAACGAAAACGGUAUCGACAAAUUACACCCAAAUACUAAAAUGCUACUUACUUUUGAGUAUUUGCCCAUGAGAUAGUUAGAGAAAAUAAAUUAACUAAGUAACAGCAAGGCUAAUAGAUAGGUAUUCGUAAUCUACACGAGUUGGUUGUGUCAUUGGAGCCGGCCAAUCACAGCUCAAGAGUCAAACUCGUACUAAGCUCUCAGGGGCCUUAGUCUGCUAUUACAAUUGUGUCAGAAUGGUCGAUCACUGAGCAGUGCGAGAGAGACGGAGCUAUACAACCUUCAUAGCUCCGUCCCUCUCGCACUGCUCAAUGAUCGACCAUUCUGACACAAUUGUAAUAGCAGACUAAGGCCCCUGGUAUGGUGUAGUAAUUUGGUGUUCUGUACUUCGUAGGCUCACAUUUAUCUUUAAUUUUGCACCAACUUCUUUCGGUGACCGUUUAGACGUUCCUGUGUGCACUUAUAUUUCUAAUAUAAUUUAAUACAGUUUGUUUUAUUUAAUAAAUUAUUAUCGUGUGGUAUGAUAUUUAUGUUGGUUUCAAUAAAUUAUAUUCCUUUAAAA
Molecule: messenger RNA, 1691 nt
Organism: Spodoptera frugiperda (fall armyworm)
Lineage: Eukaryota; Metazoa; Arthropoda; Insecta; Lepidoptera; Noctuidae
Product: calcyphosin-like protein
Exons: 8
Coding region: 274-927 (217 amino acids)
Molecular function (GO): calcium ion binding
Source: RefSeq, a predicted model, not a curated record